GAGUCUAAAGCUGCGCAGGCGCGUGGAGCUCCGAGCCAUCAACUACCGGGCCAACAUGGAGAGAAAAGUUCUUGCACUCCAGGCAAGGAAGAAAAGGGGGAAGGCCAAGAAGGCAACCAAAAAGCCGUCUCAUCACCCGAGAGGAGCCCCACAGCAGCAGUUACCUGCAGAACCUCAGAAGCAGGAACCUGAUGAGGAGAUUCUGGGCUCUGAUGAUGAGGAGCAGGAAGACCCUAACGAUUACUGCAAAGGCGGUUACCACCAUGUAAAAAUAGGGGACCUGUAUAAUGGAAAGUAUCAUGUGAUUCGUAAGCUGGGCUGGGGCCAUUUCUCUACAGUAUGGCUUGCCUGGGACAUCCAAGGCAAGCGGUUUGUAGCUAUGAAAGUGGUAAAGAGUGCAGAACAUUACACAGAGACGGCCCUGGAUGAAAUAAAGCUGCUGAGAUCCGUUAGAAACACAGACCCAGAAGAUCCAAACAGGGAGAUGGUGGUUCAGAUGUUGGAUGACUUUAAGAUCUCAGGAGUCAAUGGAACUCAUGUGUGCAUGGUAUUUGAAGUACUAGGACAUCAUUUGCUAAAGUGGAUCAUCAAGUCCAACUAUCAAGGCUUACCCCUCCCUUGUGUUAAGAGCAUCAUUCGGCAGGUUUUGCAGGGCCUGGACUACUUGCACACAAAAUGUAAGAUUAUUCACACAGACAUAAAGCCAGAGAACAUACUGCUGAGUGUCGAUGAGUCAUAUAUAAGAAAACUGGCAGCUGAAGCAACUGAGUGGCAGAAAGCUGGAGCUCCUCCUCCGUCUGGGUCAGCAGUGAGUACUGCACCAGUACCUAAACAAGCACCCAAAAUGUCAAAAAACAAAAAGAAGAAGCUGAAGAAGAAGCAAAAGCGGCAAGCAGAGCUGCUAGAGAAAUGCAUUUUGGACCUGGAGGAGAUGGAAAAGGUGCCUGAGGGGGCAGAAGAAGAGGAAGAUGAUCCACAGUCUCCAAAAUCACCUAGAUGCCCGCCUUUAAGACGGGCGUCUAUCCAGGACAUCGGUGAAGAAGAAGUAAAUGACAAACCCAGAGAGCGGCUAACCUCGGGCGCCUCCGACGAGCUCAAUUGCAAUGGCCACCUGCCCAGCAGCCACACUCCUCCUGAGGAAGAAGUAGACGAAGAGGAAGGGCAAAUGCAACUGAAACAGGAGGACCAACACAAUGCUAAUGCGGGACCUUUAGAAUAUGGGCUUAAGAACCCCUACGAGUAUGAGUACUGUAAUGGGGCCUGCUCUCCUGAACCAAGUCAGGGAUGCCAUAGUAACGGAGACGUGAGAGAAGAGGAUGAGCAGGGAGCUCUGCAGGGACAGCCAGACCAAGCCAGUGAGAAUGCCAAGCCGACAGCAGGCAACCUUCUAGUCAAUCCCCUGGAACCACUGAAUUCAGACAAGAUCAAGGUCAAGAUUGCUGACUUGGGCAAUGCCUGCUGGGUGCACAAACACUUCACUGAGGACAUUCAGACACGGCAGUAUCGCUCUUUGGAGGUGCUGAUUGGCGCAGGUUACAGCACACCAGCAGAUGUAUGGAGCACAGCUUGUAUGGCAUUUGAACUGGCCACAGGGGAUUACUUGUUUGAGCCCCACUCUGGUGAAGAUUACUCUCGAGAUGAAGACCACAUUGCUUUGAUCAUUGAGCUGCUGGGGAUGGUCCCACGCAAACUCAUAAUGGCCGGGAAAUACUCCAAGGACUUUUUCACCAAGAAAGGUGACCUAAAGCACAUUACCAAGCUGAAGCCAUGGGGUCUGCUGGAGGUGCUGCUGGAUAAAUACGAGUGGCCACAAGAGGACGCCGAUACCUUUGCAGACUUUCUGGUCCCCAUGUUGGAACUGAUCCCAGAGAAACGAGCCACAGCUGCCGAAUGCCUGCGCCACCCCUGGCUCGCCCUCUAGUGGUUUGAUCAGACCACUACAGCUCAUUUUUCUCCACGUUCACUCGCAGAAAGACUGCGUCACAUUUCCAGUUUGAGUGCUCACCUAAAUACUACUUGUACUUACUUGUUGUGUGCGGUUUCUUGUGUGUCUCCCUUUCCCUGGUUUUCAUCCUGAGACUUUUUUUCCCUGAAGCGGGGUUCUUCCUCACAUUUGACUAUUCACCUUGAUUUGCACAGCACAGUUUUAGGGAACAUCUUUUGUAGUAUUUCAGCUGUGUGCUAGCUGCUGAAAGACCAGUCCUGUAUUUUGCUACACAAGAGGUUUCUCAUUGAAAAUUAAGGUUCAUGAAAAGCCACGUCCAAUGGGGCAUUUUGUUUUCUAGAUGAAGUUUUCUAGAUUUGAGAAUAUGCACAAAGAUAAAAGGAAAAUAGAAGUGUGAACAGGAACUGUUAGGCUUACGAUAGAACUGUAGAAAUAGUUUGUAGUUUUUUCAGAAAAUGCCAUACCACUGUGUAUACUGUUGUUACAAGUGUUAGCUACCUUUUUGAUUGUGUUGUGUGGUAAGUCAUUUUUUUUGUUCAUAUUUGUCUAUACUUGUUGAAAGUUUGGCUUUCUCACAGUUUGGUUGAUGAUGCUCACACAGCAUCCAUGCCGUGAGUACCUGUUUAACACCUCUGAAAAAAAAAAAAAGUGAAUAAGGGAUCCAGUGUGCAUGUGCGCGUGUCGUGUCUGUGUAUAUAUGUGUACCAAAGAGUUUGCCUUGAUCUGUAUAUUACAGCCAUGUACAGUUUUUAAAGAAAUCCUACUAUUGUUAACUAAGAUUAUUUAGUUGGUUGGAAAUGUUUUAAUAAAAUAUCUGGAAGAUGGGUGCAA
Molecule: messenger RNA, 2776 nt
Organism: Trichomycterus rosablanca
Lineage: Eukaryota; Metazoa; Chordata; Actinopteri; Siluriformes; Trichomycteridae
Gene: srpk1a
Product: SRSF protein kinase 1a
Exons: 16
Coding region: 56-1921 (621 amino acids)
Biological process (GO): intracellular signal transduction; spliceosomal complex assembly; peptidyl-serine phosphorylation
Cellular component (GO): nucleus; cytoplasm
Molecular function (GO): ATP binding; protein serine/threonine kinase activity
Source: RefSeq, a predicted model, not a curated record